GGGCAGGGCAGGGCAGGGGGCUCAGGGCAGGGCAGGGAGCUGCAGGCACGGCAGCACCGCCGUGAGCCGGAGGAGAUGCGGCGGGAGCCGGGCCGCGAGUGACGGCAGCCGGGGCCGGUGGAGGGCCGCAGCGCCAUGUCCCUGGGCAGCGACAGCGGCCCCGGCAUCGUGCACAGCCUGCUGUGCCACCGGCAGGGAGGGGACAGCGAGGCCUUCGCCCGCCGCGCCAUCCAGAGCCUGCUCAGGAAGCUGAAGGAGAAGAGGGACGAGCUGGACGCGCUGGUGGCCGCUGUCACCUCCGGCGGGGCCCAGCCCGGCCAGUGUGUCACCGUGCAGCGCACCCUGGACGGGCGGCUCCAGGUGGCCGGCAGGAAGGGCUUCCCCCACGUCAUCUACGCCCGCCUGUGGCGCUGGCCCGACCUGCACAAGAACGAGCUGAAACCCGUCAAAUUCUGCCAAUUCGCCUUCGACCUCAAGUGCGACAGCGUUUGUGUCAACCCCUACCACUACGAGCGCGUGGGGACCCCCGGCAGCGGUCUGAGCAUCCAGAGCACAGUGCCGCGCCCGGUGAAGGAGGAGUUUGUCCAUGACUGUGUGCAGAUGGAGCUGCCGGCCCGUCGGGACCCGGGGGCCGAGCCCCCCGCCCGGCCCCACCGAGCGCUGCCCCCCCCGCGGCCCCCUGAGCCCCCCCGUGUGCCCCGGACCUACCCUGCGCUCCCCAUGGCGCCCCAAGCGACCCCCCAGGACCCCCUGCUCCACCCCGAGGGCCCCCCAGCACAGCCGUCCCCGCAGAACGGGUACCCCAAACCACCCCAGCACAGUUCACCGCUGAGCUGGAGCAGUGCCACCAUCUACACCCCGAGUUUGGGGGGGUCGCAGCCCCCCCCAGCACAACAUCCCGGCAGCCAGAGCCACCCGCAGCCCCCCCAGCACCACCCCAACCACUGCUGGCCCCCCGUGCUGCAGCCCCCCGUGUCCACCCACCCCGGGCCGGAGUUCUGGUGCUCCAUCGCCUACUUCGAGCAGGACGUGCAGGUGGGGGAGAUCUUCAAGGUGCCCUCGAGCUGCCCCUCCGUGGUGGUGGACGGCUACGUGGACCCCUCGGGGGGCAAUCGCUUCUGCCUGGGGCAGCUCUCCAACGUGCAGCGCUGCGCCGCCAGCGAGAGGGCACGGCUGCACAUCGGCAAGGGCGUGCAGCUGGAGCGCCGAGGAGAGGGCGACGUGUGGAUGCGCUGCCGCAGCGAGCACGCCGUGUUCGUGCAGAGCUUCUACCUGGACAGGGAGGCGGGCAGAGCCCCCGGCGACGCCGUGCACAAGGUGUACCCCGGAGCACACAUCAAGGUGUUUGACCUGCGCCAGUGCCACCGGCAGAUGCAGCAGCAGGCGGCCACUGCCCAGGCUGCGGCCACCGCCCAGGCCGCUGCUGUGGCCGGCAGCAUCCCCGGGCCGGGCUCGGUGGGCGGCAUCGCCCCGGCCAUCGGGCUGUCGGUGGCCGCGGGGCUCGGCGUGGACGACCUGCGGCGCCUGUGCCUCGUUAGGCUGAGCUUCGUUAAGGGCUGGGGGCCCGACUACCCCCGGGCCAGCAUCACCUGCACGCCCUGCUGGAUCGAGGUGCACCUGCACCGGGCCCUGCAGCUGCUCGACCACGUCCUGCACGCCCUGCCCGACGCCCACGCCUGACUCCUGCAAGGAGCCAAAAGAAAAGAGGAAAAAAAAGGCAAAAAAUGAAGUGAAAUGACCAAAAA
This is a messenger RNA of Motacilla alba alba, 1745 nucleotides long. Its product is annotated as mothers against decapentaplegic homolog 4-like. The record is from RefSeq and is a predicted model, not a curated record. Gene Ontology annotation, cellular component: heteromeric SMAD protein complex. Bases 136 to 1680 code for a protein of 514 amino acids. Gene Ontology annotation, biological process: anatomical structure morphogenesis; regulation of transcription by RNA polymerase II; cell differentiation. Gene Ontology annotation, molecular function: RNA polymerase II cis-regulatory region sequence-specific DNA binding; DNA-binding transcription factor activity, RNA polymerase II-specific; I-SMAD binding. NCBI's taxonomy places the organism in Eukaryota, Metazoa, Chordata, Aves, Passeriformes, Motacillidae. The transcript has 12 exons.